Molecule: messenger RNA, 3423 nt
Organism: Strongylocentrotus purpuratus (purple sea urchin)
Lineage: Eukaryota; Metazoa; Echinodermata; Echinoidea; Camarodonta; Strongylocentrotidae
Product: PRELI domain containing 1-like
Exons: 4
Coding region: 181-795 (204 amino acids)
Biological process (GO): phospholipid transport
Cellular component (GO): mitochondrial intermembrane space
Molecular function (GO): phosphatidic acid transfer activity
Source: RefSeq, a predicted model, not a curated record
GUGUCGAACGAAGCGAAGGCCAAAACCGCGUCUCGAUUUUUGUAAUAUUGGUGGAAAAUGCCCGUUUAAAAUGAUGAAAUUCAGAUCAGCAAAAGGCUGAAGGAAAUUUACUUUAAGGAAUCUGCUCUCGACUCUCGUCUGUGAACAUCUUUCAAGCAAGUCUGAUCUGUGAGCGGAGAAAUGAAGCAUUUCACAGCAGCUACUAUAUUCAAACAUUCAUGGGACCAAGUCUCCUCUGCUUUCUGGCAGAAAUAUCCAGGACCAUACAGUAAACAUGUGCUCUCUGAAGAUGUAGUAUCUCGCUACAUUAGCCCAGACUGUAAGCUGCACAGCACUCGUUUACUCACCAAGACCAACCGAAUGCCUAAGUGGGGCGGCUUUCUCUUUGGAGGAAACUCAAGAUUUGUUUCUAUCGUUGAGGAGAGCGUUGUGGAUCCCGAGAAGAAGACAAUGACCACAUACACAAGGAAUAUAGGCUACCAGAAUUUCAUGGUCCUUGAGGAGAAGUGUGUAUUCUCGCAAUCAGAAGAGAACAAAGAUUGGACACAGCUAGAGAGACAUGUGUGGGUCAACUCCAGUCUCUACGGCUUCUCCAGAGCCCUGAUGGCUUUCGGUGUAGAGCGCUAUAAAGCCAACCUGACCAAGUCUAACAAGGGCAUCCAGUACAUCGUAGACAAGCUGUUUGUGCCUGAGAAAGUACCUGAUACUCUACCUCAUGAGGUUUCCAAACUCAGAGACAAUGCCAAAGCUAAAGCUCAGAACAUGGCUGCCAGAGCUGGAGGAAUGGUCCAGUAGUCGUGUCUUAGCCUUAAAGAACUUGGUCCAGCAGUCGUGUCUUAGCCUGAAAGAACUUGGGAAUUUGGGACCCUGUAUCAUGAAAAUCAUCUUGAAAAGAAAAGAAAAAAAGAACUCUAUCUCAAUUUCAUCAGGAUGGUUUGAGAAUACAAAAUGAGAUCUAUGAUACAUCUAAAUAUUGCACCCCUGCUGCGCAGGUAAAGUAUUUUUGGAUGCAUCGUAGAACUCACUUUUAAGGGAUCUCCAUACAUGCUACAGUUGAUUGUAUCUUUCUGUCACAAAUACUUGAUCGUAAGUUGUUAAUUGCAAAGAUACGACUGAUUGAAGGAGAUGCCGUUUAGGGUUGACACAAUCGAUGGCAAUCCUUUAUGUUACAGGGCAAUGAUGAGAUAUCUACCUGUGACAAUGAUGACUAUGGUCCUUUCAUUGAUAUGCAUGUACAUCUGCACAAGUCAAUGCAAUCAGAUGAUUAUGUAUGAUAUGUAUGGUAAAGACAAGACUGCUUUCUUGUAAAGCUCACCACAUAUUGCACGAUCUGACUGCAAUCCGUUAUUGGGUGCAAUUGCAAUAUCUCUAGAAAUGACAACUUACGCAUGUAAAAACCUUUCUAAUUGAGGUUCAUAAUUAAGAUUCCAGUAAUGCCAUUUCUAUAAAUUUCAUAUUGCAGAUGGAUUGUAUAGUGUGUGGUGGGCAUACAUAGAUGUCAUUGAGUAAACAUUCCACAAUCGCUACAAAAACGAUGAUCAUGGAUGAUAGCGGGUUGUGUCUCAACAUAGUUUAUAACAUUUGUUUCAUUAAACUGCAAUAUGACAAUUGGAAAUCAUUACAUGUUUGAGGGCUUUAUGAACAAAGUGAAUAUAUAUUGCAGCUUUUUAGUGAUGCCUGAUCCACCAGUGGUGAUGCGAGAUGUUACAUGUACAUGUAUGCUGGGCUGCACAGUGACGUUUCCCUGCAGUUGUACUUGAACCUGGGGUUCAGUGCUUAGUAUAUAUGGGUACUAUGUACACAGUACCACCCACUAGUUUGAGCCAUUAAAUCAUAAAACGUGUUGGCAUCUAUCCAAAAAGCUCAUCUUAAGAGGUGAAAUAUAUUUAAUUUUGACCGAAUACUCUGGUUUAUGAACUUACUUUAAUCUUGCCUGGUAAAAUUAGAUAUAGUAAAAAGAAAUUUGUUCAAAAAUGUUGAAAACUUGUGGUAGAAAUCACUAAAAACCAUUCUUGAUACAUGUUGUUGUGCGCAUGGUGCCUAAAACAGUUUUCAAGGUAAUCAACUUUGCUUUGUUGAGGAAUGAAACAUUUUUUAGAAUCAUUUUUAAAGACGACUUGAAAAGGAAAAGUUGUAAACCCUGUGUAAAGAUCACUGGGGUGAUCAUGCAUGUUUGACCUUGCAUCGACAUUCCAGUGGGAAAUUUAUUCUUAUACAUACAUACAUACAUAUACACUCAGGUUUAUAUCUAGUUAGCUGAUUUUAAUUCUAAUCCAGUGGUUAUUAAAUGCACGUGCAGGAAACUGUUAGACUGUCUUGAUAUUUAUCUAUUCUUUAUUUUUUAUUUUGUCAUUUGUACCCAUGUAUCUCUUCUUUUCCAUGGGCAGCAAAUCAAGAUAUUGUUCUUGUAUAUGUUCAAAUGAAAACUAGCCAUUUGUUUCGUUCGUUUUGAAGUAGAAAAAGACACCUACAUGUACACCAAAUUUCACAUAGAAAAUAUUUAUAGCCAAAUUUAACAAAGCAACAAGAUUGUUUUAAGCUCCAUAGUUGACUCUUGAAAGUAUUUUAGAACAAUUGCUCACAAUCCUUUGAAGCAGGCAUGAGGUUAAACAUGGUUGCAGAUAUUCUUUAAAGUUGACAAUGUGCUGUUUUAAAAGCAGACUUCUGAUGUAACACCAGUUAAGAUGAUGCAAACUAAAUGAAAGUAAUUCACACAUUGCUCUUCUUGGAAAUACAUUAAAGUAAGUUUUUUCGCCAUGUAAUAUAUUUAGCACGCACUAUGUCAUUGGUAACUGUAGAUAAGAUGAGUUGCUUGAUUUGCUAAAUAUUUUUUAUACUGGUAUAGACAGAUAACUUUAGUACUAAACUUUAGGUAAGGUACAAUUAUUGAGACUCCAAAUCUAUAAAAAUGAAUAAUUUUUACUUGUUCUUUUAUUUGUUUGCGAAAUCUAUUUACCAAUUGCCAAGUCCAUGUGGAGUUAUCCAGUAUCCACAUAUUCUGAUAUCGCGGCAUGCUACAUGCAGAAAUUCCAAUCCAAAGUAAUAAAGAAUUUAUCCACAACUUUAUUUGUAGAUAAUAGAGAUAUUUAAAGAAUUUUUAUUUGAAACUGAAUAACAAAGUCCAUGUAUACCUAAUUGUUUGAUGUGGUAAUUCUUUUACUGAUCUGUUUUAGAGUGUGAGCAUUUCACUGCUAGAGGUGAUCAUUACUGUAUCAUUAUGUACUGGCAAGUCUAUUAUAUGACAACGCAAUUAUUAUUCAUAUGAGUUUAUGGCAUCGAAACCUGUUUUAUUACUUUGGAUCUAUCGUUGAGUGGAAUUAUCCAAGAGGGUAUUUUGUCAUGUUUUAAGUUUUUAUAAUGAAAAGGGAAAGAGUAGGUUUUGAUGUGGGUUUUUCUUUUAACAUGAUGUGUUCAGUUAAAGGA